Colletotrichum costaricense is the source of this 2199-nucleotide messenger RNA. RefSeq lists its product as uncharacterized. The transcript has 4 exons. Gene Ontology annotation, cellular component: membrane. Gene Ontology annotation, molecular function: G protein-coupled receptor activity. Lineage: Eukaryota; Fungi; Ascomycota; Sordariomycetes; Glomerellales; Glomerellaceae. The record is from RefSeq and is a predicted model, not a curated record. Bases 1 to 2199 code for a protein of 732 amino acids. Gene Ontology annotation, biological process: G protein-coupled receptor signaling pathway.
AUGUAUACACGAACACACACUCUCUCGCCGCUCCCGACGGUUCUUCGACAUGGGCUCAAAGCCGUUGUUACGCUCUCUUUUUUCUCUCUCGUCACUUCCUUCACACUCCUGGUAUACCUAAUUGGCAGACUCGUAUGUUGGUAUCGAAGGACGAGCCCAAAGAAGGAACAACAACUGUCUGUCAUCACCACACAGGUUCCAGUCAUCGCCGGUCUACCUCACGAACUCGAGGCUCAGUAUAACGCAAACGGACAGACGAAGGGAUCGAGAGUCCCGAAUCAAUUCCUCAUUCUCCUACUCAACGUGCUCUUCGCCGAUGCCAUCCAGGCCUGCGCCUUCUUUCUCGACGUUGUCUGGUUGGUGGAGGAUAAGAUUACCGACGACUCGGCCGCGUGCUGGGCCCAGGGAUGGUUCAUCUCUACGGGUGACCUGGCAUCUACCGCCUUUGUGGCGUUUAUCGCAGUACACACCUAUCUCACCCUUGUCAGAGGUCUCAAGAUCUCGUGCAAGGCCUUCUACAGCACCAUCUUUCUUUUGUGGUUCUUUGUUUUGUUUAUGUCUGUACUUGGGGUGAUCAUCACCAACAACGGCGCUGGUAAAGGUGGUUUCUAUGUCCGCGACAUCACCUGGUGUUGGAUCAACUCAGAAUAUGAGGCUAUGCGGAUGUACUUGCACUAUGCCUGGAUGCUCACUCUGAUCAUUACGGGAACCGUAUCGUAUGUCUUGGUCUUCAUCCACGUUCACCGGGCAGACAAGGCAUUCCGAAGCGCCAGAAAGGCAGCCGCUGCUGCCGAAGAAGCCUCAUGCGACGGCGUACUGAGUCCCACGACCUUACCGAACGUCAUGUCGCAGCACAACCAAAAGACAGAGGUCCACAAGCGCAUCCUCUUCCUCUUCUACCCCAUUGUCUUCCUCCUAUGCACAGCGCCGCUGGCCCUGGGACGUAUCCUCAGCAGCGGGGGCAUCAAGCUCUCGGCAGAGUACCUCAUCUUCGCCGGCUGCAUGAUCACCUCCAACGGAUGGAUCGACGUCCUCAUCUUCUCGAGCACGCGUAGCGGCAUUCUCUUUGACGCGCCCGUCGACGAGCAAAACGUCGGCCUAGACACGUUCAACUUCACGCCCCUGGGCCAACAGUACGGCCACAGGGUCUGGAUUGAGGGUGGCGCUUCGAAAGACGACUCGCAUAACAGGAAACCAAGCGUAUUUCGCAGACCCUCGCGCCGCGCCAGGCUUGGCUCAGAGGCCAGCCACGACCGUAGCGAGAGCCAGACGUCGUUGCACGACCGGGAUGUGUCUGGCCUGAAGGGCAUUCAGAUGGAGACUGUCACUCGGAUCUUUGUUGAAGAGGUGGACCCUGCGAAGAAUAAGAAACUCCUACAGAUGAAGUGCUCAAGUUCUGCGUUGUGGCGUCGUGGCGGUGAACCUGUUACUUGGGCUGAAGACCAGAAAAGCUGCUGUCUCUCCGUCGACAUCUCAACCGGUGUUGGCUCUGGAUUGCUCCCUCAUCAUCCAUAUGCAACACAUCUGUCAUCAUCAAGUGAGUUGAAGAUGGCUCCAACCACUCAUCAACCAAGCAGAGGCCAAGCUUCGGAGACAACGCCCUUCAGACAGAUUAGGGCCCACUUCGACGAUGAGACCAUCACUAUCUACCAAGCAUACAACGCCGCCAUCGCAGAGGCAGCUGUCACUGCUCAGAAACUCGACGCAUCCCCGAACUUCAAACUUACCCGCAUGACCUGGAUCAAACCAAGCUGGGCAUGGAUGCUGUACCGCGCAGGUUAUUCAUACAAAGAUCGCGGCCAGGAGCGCAUCUUGGCGAUCAAAAUGACCCACGCCGGUUUCAUUGACCUCCUUCGCCAUAGUGUCCUUACACACGGCGGCGAUAUGGAUAAGGGCGAUGUACGGGUGCGCGUUCAGUGGGAUCCGGAACGCAAUGUGCGAUUGGAGAAGCUUCCGUAUCGGAGCAUUCAAAUUGGGAUCUCUGCUGGUAUCUGUGGAGCUUGGGUUGCUGAAGGAAUUAUCGGCAUCGAAGAUGUGACGGCCAGAGCGCGGGAGUUGAAAAGAGUCUUGGACGAGCGGCCUGAUGUCGGUGAUGAUGAGCUGUUGGCGUUAGGCCUGGUUCCCAUUGAGAAGGAAUUCUCAGUCCCCGAAGACGUUGGAGAUAUCUUGGGAAUAGAUUCCUUCCUUGAAAGUAAUUAG